AUGAACCCGUUGGAGGAUGUGCCGUUACAGACCCUAUUGGGUCCGCUGGAGGAGGAAAUACACAUGGUGACGGCUCCAGAUAUCACUAUACCAGACUGCCAAAAGAUACUGCGAGAAACUAAGUAUGGAUUCAACAUGGAGAAAUGGAUUUUAACUGGGCAGCAGCCAGUCUGCCUGGCCCCAUCCUGCCCCCCUUACUGGCUGAUGUAUAGCAGCCCUCAGGUGAGUCGCAGGGCCAGUCUCAGGAGCAGCGACCCCUGGGCCCCGAGCCCUCGGCCCCGCAGUCACAGUCUGAACUCUGCAGACGCCCGCUGCUUGCAGCAUCGCACUGUCAAGUUCCUCGUAUCUGAUUCAGAGGAUGAGGACGGUUACUUCGAAGAUAAUGAAGGCUCCUCAACUGAAGAUGCACGUCACCCUGUCAAGAGCAGAGAUCGGCCCAGGAGCACUGCACCCAAAGACCCAAUCUCCAGAUUCAAAGACAUACACCUUGGUCCUUCCACUCACCACUGUAAGCCUGACUCACCUCAGAGCCUCCGAGGCCAUAGAAGCCCUUCCCUCCAAGACUGCAAAAAACCUCUGCGAGCACUGGAGCAGCACAGGUCACAGCAUGCCAGCCCACUCCCGCACGGGCAGAAGAACGGCAAGAAGAGGCAGCGCCCACUGGGUUCUGUGGGCAGGAAGUACUCUAUAAACACACCACCUGCUGGUCCUUCUCCAUCCAGACUGCAGCAGCAACGACCCUCCUCCGCCGGGCCUGUUGUCAGAAACCGCAGACAGAAGGCCCUGAGGACUGGCGGCUCUUGCGGGGUUUUCUUUGACUCAGCAGCAGAGCUGUUAUCAGCACUCAGCCAGGAGGAGAGGGAGCUGCUUGAAACCAUCACAGAGAAUGGCUUCCCUUUGCGCACAGCAAUUCUGGCUCUGCAGAAGACAGGCUAUCGCAGCCCAGAGAAGAUCCUAAAGUACCUGGUUGCCAGUGACCGUCUGUGUGAACUGGGCUAUGAUGAAGCACAGGUAGAGGAGGCAUUGGAGAUGUUUCAGAACUGUGAGAGCAAGGCUGCUGAGUUCCUGCGACUCCUGACUCAAUUUAAUGAGAUGGGCUUCCAGCAAAGUGCAAUCAAAGAAGUGCUGCUUGUUCAUGAAAACCACCGUGAGAGGGCUCUGGAAGAACUCAUGACACGCAUGGCUUAAACAGACCAUUUCCU
Molecule: messenger RNA, 1202 nt
Organism: Seriola aureovittata
Lineage: Eukaryota; Metazoa; Chordata; Actinopteri; Carangiformes; Carangidae
Product: ubiquitin-associated protein 1-like
Exons: 5
Coding region: 1-1188 (395 amino acids)
Biological process (GO): ubiquitin-dependent protein catabolic process via the multivesicular body sorting pathway
Cellular component (GO): ESCRT I complex
Molecular function (GO): ubiquitin binding
Source: RefSeq, a predicted model, not a curated record